Molecule: messenger RNA, 927 nt
Organism: Saccostrea echinata
Lineage: Eukaryota; Metazoa; Mollusca; Bivalvia; Ostreida; Ostreidae
Exons: 2
Coding region: 1-927 (308 amino acids)
Molecular function (GO): protein binding
Source: RefSeq, a predicted model, not a curated record
AUGGAAGACAAGAACGACGCAGAAGACAAAGUAGGAAGCAGAUUACAGAGAUAUUUUGAAAUGCAGAUCCAAAAAGAAAAGCAAAAAUUGGAAAGAAGAGUUUUACAACUGUUUCUAGAAGGGAAAUUAUAUAGCUCUAACAUAGAAAUGGAGAGCGUUAAGGCUAGAGUUUCGGAAUUACUGUUAACAAACCGGCAACUAAAUGCAAGAAUAACAGCUAUGGAAAAUAAACGUGAGGUUUCUGAGACAAAAAAGGACAUAAAUGCAAUAGUUGACAAAAAUUUCAAGAAGUCUACGAAAUCCUCAGUUCUUUCUAAAGGAAACUCAGUCCAAGUCUCUUCACUAGAUUCAACUGCAAAGAGCGAAAAAUUCGUGAAAGCACAACAGAAUCUUUCAAUAACCGAGAAUACAAACCAACCAACAAAACUCAAGCUUUCUCACAAACCAAAUCAGAUACAAAAAUUAGCUAUGGCGAAACGUCUUUUGACAGGUGUCCACACAACAAAGCCUCCAUUCGCAGACGGAGUAGCAUUCUCUGCCUUUGUGUCUACAUACGAGACUGAAAUAUCAAAAGACCACACAAUUAAAUUCGAUAUCAUAGUGUCAAACAUUGGCAAUCACUAUAAUCUACAUUCCGGAAUAUUCACUUCUCCACAGCAUGGUGUGUAUGUGUUUACAUGGAACCUUUACUGUCGUGCGGGUGGCUAUAUUUUUUCUCAAAUCCUAGUCAACUCUAAUGCAGUUGGGGGCAUGUUGACAUCGAGCAAUGGCGCAACAAGUUUCAGAACUACGACAGGAGUCGUGGUGAUGGAGGUAAAUCAAGGUGACGUGGUGUUUGUUCGCAUUCAUUCUACUGAAACCCAAAGUGGAAAUCUCUUUAGUCAUCCCGAUUAUAGGUCGUCGUUCAAUGGAUGGAAGAUAUAUUAA